Molecule: messenger RNA, 8523 nt
Organism: Ochlerotatus camptorhynchus
Lineage: Eukaryota; Metazoa; Arthropoda; Insecta; Diptera; Culicidae
Exons: 3
Coding region: 255-6893 (2212 amino acids)
Molecular function (GO): protein binding
Source: RefSeq, a predicted model, not a curated record
UUAGUCCUUAUCUAGAGUGCUCAGCUGUAAGGUGAAGAACUAUUUUUGUGGUGUUUAAUUCGGUGAGCAAAACUGUACUCAGAAGAAUUCAAAUUAGUUAAACUAACGAGGCGUGAAUUGGGCCGCAACUAAGUAAUACCACAGUGCUCCAUAAACCGUUGCAAAAGGAAGUGAUCGGUCAGACGUUUAUCCCUUAACCAUUGCUUACUGAUUACCUUCGUGACUUGGCGGAAAGUACCAUCAGGUGAUUCAAAAUGCUGAACCUAAUACAGCACGGAACAUAUGAAAGAAAAAGCAGAACAGGCUACCACGGUGAAGUAUUCAAAAAACAAAUUGCAGUCGCGUUUUUUCUACGGAUGCGGAGAGACAGUUUCAGAUUGGCUUAUAAAAUGUCACUAGCCGACAAGUAUGAAGACGUAGUGAUCUUUGACGAUAAGCGUAAGGUGAUACACUUCCUCCAGGUGAAGCACGCCCUUGCCAAAGAUGACAAGGUUAAUGAUAUCGAUUUGAAUGCACUAAAAGAUCAACACAACGGAGACUUCAGUAUUUACAAAUACCUGCAAUCCUAUCUGAAAGUUGUUGAAAAUUUUCAGAAAGACCAAUACAAAAAGCAGUUCUAUAUAUUUACUAAUAGGGAUUUAAAAAUCUCCGAUGAUGAUUGGGUGACGACUAAAGAGGUAGAAGUAGAUGAAAUCCUACGAUUUCAUGGAUCCAAGGCCCGACACCUGAAACUGGUUCCAACUAAAGAAGCGAUUAGGGAGUUGAGCGAUUUUAUCAACAAAGAUUUCGCAAACCUUAAAGAGGCAAUCAAAGAGCUUUUCAACAAUGGAACCGUCAGUAAAAUUUUAGAAACCUAUAGUACUCUUCUGAAAGACGUUUUAACAAUAAAAAAAAAGGAAUGCAGUUUUUUAGAUAGCUUCAACUCGGAAAGCGAGCAAUUCAAUGUUGCCCAACUAUUUAAUGCUCUGGAAAAAGAUAAGUUUGAUAUGAAGAAGACAAUAACAGUGAAUAACUUUUUACUCAAAAAUUCAAGGGUGAAACAUUUGCCACGUUAUGUUAGUGAGGAGGAAAUUUUGCCAUUCUUCGACGACUUUUCUCUAUUGGUGGGUCAACCAUAUGAUUUAUACCCAAUUAUUGAAAGCGAGCUGUGGACGUGGUGUGAGACGUGGAUCUGUCCUGAUAUACUCAGAAAACUGAGUAACAUCGAUCUGAUAUUUAGAGAUCUGAUAUUAAAAUUUGACCAACUAAAUAAACCCAUAAAGAAUAAAAUGAAGGCAAUUUUGAAACAAAGUGAUAUACUAAACUGUCUUAGUGAAAUUAGAAAUGAUAACGAUAACCUUGAAGGUAAGGAAGCAAAGCAAUUGCAAAAAUAUUACAUCAAUCGCCGUAUUAUAAAUGGCGAAGAUGUCUUUGAAGUUGAAAAAAGUGACACUCAGUUUGUCGAAGAGCUUGGGAAAACAUUUGAAGACCGUCAGAUCAUCGUGCUUCUGGCAGACCCUGGAAUGGGGAAGACUAGCUUGCUUCAGUUUGUAGCGCUUGAAGUGCAGAAGCAAAAUACUGUCCUCGUACUGUUGGUAUACUUGAGCGAGUUGGUAAUGGAGCUCGAAAAAGUAGAACACAUUUCAAGCUUGGAUGAUGUGCUUAAUGUACUCAAAGUGAUCCUUUCGGAGCGAUAUUUCGAUGUCAUUAAAAAUGCCCCAGAUGAAAGGGAUGGCCAAGGCUAUUCCAUUCUCAUAGAGAUGGAUGGCUUCGACGAGAUCCACUCCAAGUACACCAACAGGGUGAUUGAGAUGCUGGAACAACUCAAGUUGAAAAAGAGCAUUCGAAUCAUCAUCAGCGCCAGAAAACAUAUGCAAGUAUUAUUAGAGAAGCAAUUUAAUGUAAGAUCUAUGAUUCUGGAGCCGUUUUGUGUGGAAGAGCAAAUCAACUAUUUGAGAAAGAUAUGGUACGACCCAGAUCUAGAUGAACAUUGCUUUGAUAGCUACUCGAAACAUAUUUUAAACAAAUUUAAAUCAAAUAUCCCUUCAAAUUUUGGUGAAAUUUGUGGUGCGCCUUUCAUGGUAAAUACGCUGGGAGAGGUUUAUUUAGAAAAAUUUAAAAAUUACCAUGCAUUGAAGAAACAGAACCCAAAUCAGCUCGUUGAUCUGACUAAAGAAAAAAUGAAUAUUACACAGCUGUACAAACAGUUUAUAAGAAAAUGUUUUCACAAGAAAUUUAUGGAAAAAUUCAAGCCCAAAUAUGCUCUGAGCGACGCUGAAUUGGAUUCGUUGAUGGGUGAUUUUAUUUUGAAGCAUCAGUUGUUAGCUAUGGAGCUGCUAAACAUUGGAGUACGUAAGGAAUUGUUCAAAAAUCAAUAUUACAGAGAAAUACACGGUCAAUUUAAAAAACGAUGCGAACAUGAAUCAGAUACAUCACAACUGGUUCAUGUAGUCCAGCAGAAAGUUGAUUUUUGCCAUCGGUCUUACAGUGAAUACUUUGUGGCAAAAUAUCUAUGCGACAACAUUUUUACGUUGUCUGGAGAAAUUGUCAUACACAUUUUGUUUACAAAUCAUGGUGUUCGAAGAUUGUCUAUGACCAAGAUGGAAGGAAACCAGGCAUACCUCACGAUCUUAAGUAAUCUGUGUAAAAAAAGCUGGAGAGUUGCACUGUGGGCAUGUGAGUGUGACUGUUUGAGUAUCAUUUCCUCUUUUGAACCAAAUUUUAAAUCAUUCUCAACAAAAAACCUAACAGCUAUGUUACUGGUUGCUGCGGAAGGUGGGUUUGUUGAAAUAUGUGAAUUCUUAUUAAAGAAUAAAGUUGACGUGAAUUCAGUGGAUGAUGAACAAAGGACUGCUCUUCAUUUAGCAGCUCAAAAUGGACACGAUCAGUUGAUCCAAUUGUUGAUUACAAAAAAAGCCACUGUUAACAUUUUUUCAAUAACCGGUAUAACUCCACUUCAUAUCGCAGCUCAAAAUGGUCAUAAGAACGCUGCAGAACUUUUGAUAUCAAACAAUGCUGACGUGAAUGCAGUGAAUGAAAAACAAUGGACUGCUCUUCAUUUAGCAGCUGAAAAUGGACACGAUCAGUUGAUCCAAUUGUUGAUUAAAAAAAAAGCCACUGUUAACAUUUUUUCAAUAACCGGUAUAACUCCACUUCAUAUCGCAGCUCAAAAUGGUCAUAAGAACGCUGCAGAACUUUUGAUAUCAAACAAUGCUGACGUGAAUGCAGUGAAUGAAAAACAAUGGACUGCUCUUCAUUCAGCAGCUCAAAAUGGUCAUAAGAACGUUGCAGAGCUCUUGAUAUCAAACAAUGCUGACGUGAAUUCAGUGGAUGAAGAACAAUGGACUGCUCUUCAUUUCGCAGCUCAAAAUGGUCAUAAGAACGUUGCAGAACUCUUGAUAUCAAACAAUGCUGACGUGAAUGCAGUGCAGGAAGAUGGAUGGACUGCUCUUCAUUUCGCAGCAUUUAAUGGUCAUAAGAACGUUGCAGAGCUCUUGAUAUCAAACAAUGCUGACGUGAAUGCAGUGCAGGAAGAUGGAUGGACUGCUCUUCAUUUCGCAGCUCAAAAUGGACACGAUCAGUUGAUCCAACUGUUGAUUGAAGAAAAAGCCACUGUAAACAUUUUUUCAAAUACCGGUAGAACUCCACUUCAUAGCGCAGCACUCAAUGGUCAUAAGCACGUUGCAGAACUCUUGAUAUCAAACAAUGCUGACGUGAAUGCAGUGGAAGAAGAUGGAUGGACUGCUCUUCAUUUCGCAGCUCAAAAUGGUCAUAAGAACGCUGCAGAACUCUUGAUAUCAAACAAUGCUGACGUGAAUGCAGUGAAUGAAAAACAAUGGACUGCUCUUCGUAAUGCAGCUCAAAAUGGUCAUAAGAACGUUGCAGAGCUCUUGAUAUCAAACAAUGCUGACGUGAAUGCAGUGAAUGAAAAACAAUGGACUGCUCUUCAUUUUGCUGCGCAAGAUGGACAUAAGAACGUUGCAGAACUCUUGAUAUCAAACAAUGCUGACGUGAAUGCAGUGGAACAAGAUGGACGGACUGCUCUUCAUUUAGCAGCUCAAAAUGGACACGAUCAGUUGAUCCAAUUGUUGAUUGAAAGAAAAGCCAAUGUUAACAUUUGUUCAAAAACCGGUAGAACUCCACUUCAUAGCGCAGCACUCAAUGGUCAUAAGAACGCUGCAGAACUCUUGAUAUCAAACAAUGCUGACGUGAAUGCAGUGAAUGAAUAUGGACGGACUGCUCUUCAUUUAGCAGCUCAAAAUGGACACGAUCAGUUGAUCCAAUUGUUGAUUGAAAGAAAAGCCAAUGUUAACAUUUGUUCAAAAACCGGUAGAACUCCACUUCAUAGCGCAGCACUCAAUGGUCAUAAGAACGCUGCAGAACUCUUGAUAUCAAACAAUGCUGACGUGAAUGCAGUGAAUGAAUAUGGACGGACUGCUCUUCAUUUAGCAGCUCAAAAUGGACACGAUCAGUUGAUCCAACUGUUGAUUGAAAGAAAAGCCAAUGUUAACAUUUGUUCAAAAACCGGUAGAACUCCACUUCAUAGCGCAGCACUCAAUGGUCAUAAGAACGCUGCAGAACUCUUGAUAUCAAACAAUGCUGACGUGAAUGCAGUGGAUGAAGAUGGAUGGACUGCUCUUCAUUUUGCUGCGCAAGAUGGACAUAAGAACGUUGCAGAACUCUUGAUAUCAAACAAUGCUGACGUGAAUGCAGUGCAAGAAAAUGGAUGGACUGCUCUUCAUUUCGCAGCACUCAAUGGUCAUAAGAACGCUGCAGAACUCUUCAUAUCAAACAAUGCUGACGUGAAUGCAGUGGAACAAGAUGGACGGACUGCUCUUCAUUUAGCAGCUCAAAAUGGACACGUUCAGUUGAUCCAAUUGUUGAUUGAAAGAAAAGCCAAUGUUAACAUUUGUUCAAAAACCGGUAGAACUCCACUUCAUAGCGCAGCACUUAAUGGUCAUGAGAACGCUGCAGAACUCUUGAUAUCAAACAAUGCUGACGUGAAUGCAGUGAAUGAAUAUGGACGGACUGCUCUUCAUUUAGCAGCUCAAAAUGGACACGAUCAGUUGAUCCAAUUGUUGAUUGAAAGAAAAGCCAAUGUUAACAUUUGUUCAAAAACCGGUAGAACUCCACUUCAUAGCGCAGCACUCAAUGGUCAUAAGAACGCUGCAGAACUCUUGAUAUCAAACAAUGCUGACGUGAAUGCAGUGAAUGAAUAUGGACGGACUGCUCUUCAUUUAGCAGCUCAAAAUGGACACGAUCAGUUGAUCCAAUUGUUGAUUGAAAGAAAAGCCAAUGUUAACAUUUGUUCAAAAACCGGUAGAACUCCACUUCAUAGCGCAGCACUCAAUGGUCAUAAGAACGCUGCAGAACUCUUGAUAUCAAACAAUGCUGACGUGAAUGCAGUGGAUGAAGAUGGAUGGACUGCUCUUCAUUUUGCUGCGCAAGAUGGACAUAAGAACGUUGCAGAACUCUUGAUAUCAAACAAUGCUGACGUGAAUGCAGUGCAAGAAAAUGGAUGGACUGCUCUUCAUUUCGCUGCGCAAGAUGGACAUAAGAACGUUGCAGAGCUCUUGAUAUCAAACAAUGCUGACGUGAAUGCAGUGGAACAAGAUGGACGGACUGCUCUUCAUUUAGCAGCUGAUAAUGGACACGAUCAGUUGAUCCAAUUGUUGAUUGAAAGAAAAGCCAAUGUUAACAUUUGUUCAAAAACCGGUAGAACUCCACUUCAUAGCGCAGCACUCAAUGGUCAUAAGAACGCUGCAGAACUCUUGAUAUCAAACAAUGCUGACGUGAAUGCAGUGAAUGAAUAUGGACGGACUGCUCUUCAUUUAGCAGCUCAAAAUGGACACGAUCAGUUGAUCCAAUUGUUGAUUGAAAGAAAAGCCAAUGUUAACAUUUGUUCAAAAACCGGUAGAACUCCACUUCAUAGCGCAGCACUCAAUGGUCAUAAGAACGCUGCAGAACUCUUGAUAUCAAACAAUGCUGACGUGAAUGCAGUGGAUGAAGAUGGAUGGACUGCUCUUCAUUUUGCUGCGCAAGAUGGACAUAAGAACGUUGCAGAACUCUUGAUAUCAAACAAUGCUGACGUGAAUGCAGUGCAAGCAAAUGGAUGGACUGCUCUUCAUUUCGCAGCACUCAAUGGUCAUAAGAACGCUGCAGAACUCUUCAUAUCAAACAAUGCUGACGUGAAUGCAGUGGAUGAAGAUGGAUGGACUGCUCUUCAUUUAGCAGCUGAAAAUGGACACGAUCAGUUGAUCCAAUUGUUGAUUGAAAGAAAAGCCAAUGUUAACAUUUGUUCAAAAACCGGUAGAACUCCACUUCAUAGCGCAGCACUCAAUGGUCAUAAGAACGCUGCAGAACUCUUGAUAUCAAACAAUGCUGACGUGAAUGCAGUGGAUGAAGAUGGAUGGACUGCUCUUCAUUUUGCAGCUCAAAAUGGACACGAUCAGUUGAUCCAAUUGUUGAUUGAAAGAAAAGCCAAUGUUAACAUUUGUUCAAAAACCGGUAGAACUCCACUUCAUAGCGCAGCACUCAAUGGUCAUAAGAACGUUGCAGAAUUCUUGAUAUCAAACAAUGCUGACGUGAAUGCAGUGGAUGAAGAUGGAUGGACUGCUCUUCAUUUUGCAGCUCAAAAUGGACACGAUCAGUUGAUCCAAUUGUUGAUUGAAAGAAAAGCCAAUGUUAACAUUUGUUCAAAAACCGGUAGAACUCCACUUCAUAGCGCAGCACUCAAUGGUCAUAAGAACGUUGCAGAAUUCUUGAUAUCAAACAAUGCUGACGUGAAUGCAGUGGAUGAAGAUGGAUGGACUGCUCUUCAUUUUGCUGCGCAAGAUGGACAUAAGAACGUUGCAGAACUCUUGAUAUCAAAUAAUGCUGACGUGAAUGCAGUGCAAGAAAAUGGAUGGACAUAAGAACGUUGCAGAGCUCUUGAUAUCAAACAAUGCUGACGUGAAUGCAGUGGAUGAAAAUCAAUGUACUGCUCUUCUUUACGCAGCUCGAAAUUUUCACUACCGGUUGUUCGAACUGUUGAUUUCUUAAAUUUGAAUUGAUUUUUUGUAUUUCUUGUACUUUUAUUUUUGAAUUUUGUUUUAAUUUUUCUACUCUUAUUUUAGUCAACUUAGGCGGUCUUGUUUCAUAUGUGGCUUUGGAGAGAUUUGAACUCGUGACGUUGGCGUAAGAGGUACGGAUGCUAACCAAUACGCAAAGAUCACAUUAGUUCAAUCACCGGUAGAAUUCUGCUUCAUAGCGCAGCAUGGCAUGGUCAUAAAAAAUGUUACAGAUGUGAACAUGGUCGACGAAGACUGCAGUUGGCAGCUUGAAAUGGACAUGCUCAGGUUAUCGAACUAUUGAAUAACAAGGGACCAAACACCAGCUCUCGGGAUAUUAAAGGUAGAGCCAGGGCUCUACAUUUUCGAAGCUCUACAGCCAGGCUGUACUUUUUCUCGCCUUGCUUUGCCCAUUUUCUUUCAAUGAAAGCAGCAUCGGUUUUAGAGUUGAAACUUAACCUCACCACAUUGACUUUCAAUUUAUUUCACCGACACUUUGUCACCUGCUCUUGUUACUUUUUUAAAAUAAACAUGUGGAGGAAAGAUAGUAUCUGCAAUCUUCAAAUGUUUACAUGUGCAAAAUGCAUUAAAUAUAUAUAUUUUGAUUUCUACGCAACUUCGAUUGAACACCUCCAUGAAAGGCUAGCUCUUUCACUCGUCCGCUUCACCGAAGCUUGAAAGGAACACGAAUGAUGCGACGGGAAAAAGAAAGAAUAGCGAUAGACAAUUUGUUUAUAGACGUCAACUGAGGUGCUAGAAUGAUCCAAAACUGCUCGACUGCAACAGAAAAAAGAAAACUAGCAGUUUCUUCGUCGUAUCUAUUUUGUCGAUUGAAGCCGAUAUUGUGACGCCCUGGGUAGAACUGCACUAUGAAAGUUUGACAGAUAAAAUGAGGGGUUAGUGAAUUUUCGAGGGGUGAAUCGAUUAGCUUGGGACCGAAGAGAGUACCAGAGCUGAGCGAAAAAGUUGAGCACGGUAUUUCGGGAUCUUCUAGUCUUAGAGUUACCUCUAUGGUAGAACUGCGCUUCACAUCUCAGCAUUCAGUGCACAGUAAUAGGAUUUCCAAAUUUCGCGGAAAUUAACUACCGAAUAGAGAAUCACGUUCACUCACAUUCACUCGAUGUUGGCAAAUGAUAUAAACUAGCUCAAAUAUUUCGAAAAUGCACCUUGAAAAACUGGAAUUAUCAUGGAAUUUCAAAAGACCUCAAAAGCCUGGAAUUAUAAGGAAAUGUUGUCAUCAAUCAGGGAAUUUUUUUGUAAAGUAUGUUCAUUAGAGUCCCAGAAUCAUGAAAAUGUGUCUAGUCCUGUUGCGAAAAUGUACUUUCUGAGCUCUUAUUUGUUCUGUGACAGCUCAAAGCUAUAAAGUUUAUUAUUAUGAGUUUGAAGUUAUUUUAGUUCAAUACAAUCUACAUACCAUCGGUCUAAAGCUACGUAAUUCACAAUUCCAAUAUGUUUAAUAAAUUCAAAAUUAUUUUAAGAUUAACCUGUAAUUAGU